CAAGGAGCACGCCAUCAAUGACUGCGGCAAGGUAGGCGCCUAAUGCUACCCCGGCGCCUUUGCCACGUGGGACUGGAUCCCUCCUGACGUCGGCACUCGCCCAGCACAGGCCGCCCCGCGAGCGUAGCGGUGUGCAGCCCCCUCACGUUCGCCUCCCACCCACCAUGCUGGCCGCCUAACGACCUCGUAGCCCUGCUCUCCUCUUUCCCUCUCAUCUUACGUUCCAUGUCGACCGACGCGGCCAAGGCGGACCAGAUCGCGUACAGGCUCUACACCAAGCUAUACCUCCUCCUGCACGAUGCGCGCACCACCGCUGCGGACGGCGCGAGCGGCGCGAAAGGCCAGCCGAAGACGGAUAGAUGGUUCAACCUAGAGACGCCCGACCCGUCCAUUGACUUCGGGCGGGUAUUCGCAGACCCGUCUCUGCGCGUCCUUAAGAGCGUGUCGUCGGCCACCGUGGCUCCCAUAUUUGUGGCCCAGAUACUCCUGGCAGUGCCCGACCUCGGCAACAACCAAGUGCUCGUGUACAACUCGCCCCACCAUGGACGUCUGCGGGUCGAUCCCACUCCGAAGAACGUACUGCUCGAGGAAUGGGCCAUCGAGUUUACUCCGACUCCCGUAUACAGAAGGAACAGCCUUAGCGACGAUGUCCCUCCUGCCAUGACCUACAAGCAUGGAAUUGCCGUGUUCAGGAGCAUAUAUGCGCUCUUGCGGCUCAUGCCCGCGUGGAAGCUCUACAAACGCCUACGAAGACGGAACGCGUACCCUGCGCUAGAAAUCAAGCUCCGUAUAACCACCGAAGAAGGCGUCAGCGAGCCCGGCGUGCUUGGCUUCGAUACGCCCUUCGCCCCCUCGUCGCCUUCCGAUCGAAGACGACCCUCCUCUCCACCCUCAACAUCGACCACAACGCACUCAUUCGCUCCUAUCCCGCACGCAGCGGGCACUCUCGCCAUCCGCACGACCUACCUUACACAUCCCAACUUCGCGGUGGACGACCUGGAGUCUCUUCUCUCCGAUCGCUUCCUUGCAGAAGGGCCUGACUUCACGCCGACGUUGAACAAGAACCUUCAGCGCGAGUCGCUUCAGGCGUUCCCCCGCGCCAGCAGUGCGAUCGGCCGGUCCACGAGCAUCUCCGGAACUGGCUAUGGCGCCGGCGGGACGCCGUCCAGUCUCCCCUUCAGGACGGGUCUCCCUGGCUCGCCUCCAAGCGCGACGAGCAUCGCAGAUCGGUUUGUCUUGCCAAGUCAACCCCACACCCGGACGUCAUCCUUCUCGGGCACGGGGAGUCCCCGCCAGCUCGCGGUCGGGUCUGGUACCGGUAUCGGCACCGUUCCGCUGCCUGGACAGGGCGUGGCGGGCAGCCCCGGCGCGGUGUCCAUCGUGAGUCAUGCGAGUCAUGCGUCGUCUACCGGCUCCGGUUCGCGAGAAGGCAUGGCCGUGGGUGCGGCCGCGAGGAUAAGGAGGGAGAGCACCGGGACCGGACGCGGGGAGCUGUCAUCCUCACCAGCUGCAUCGAGUCCACUGUCCAUGCGAAGACCCUCGCUCGUCAACCCCUUUAAAUCGGGCACCGUCUCCUCCGGAUCACCUUCAACUUCCCUUCGCAACGCGUCCCCGCUCUCCCCCGCAGUCGCAACAGGCACAGGGCCGUCAACGUCGUUCCGAUCUCCGAUCGCCACUGCAUUCCAGUCUCAGUCACCUAUUCAGGUUCAAGCCUCCACAUCCGCGUCGCGCGUUCCUCCGUCACCCAGCGGCAUACGCGCGGGCGCCUCCGCUUCGCCUCUGACGCAGCAAGAGUUCGCGCCAAGCAGUCUUGGCCAGCGGAGCUCGGUGUCGAACACGUCUGGCGAGGGCGAGAGCACGACGGCGACAGGGAAGACGAAGCGAUACUCGAGCCCGUUCGCCCACCGAUACAACCAACAACAGCAACAGCAAAGCUUCAGCCAAGCCGGGACGGGCGCGGGCGCGGGCACGGGCGCGGAGGGAGGCGAAGCCGGGUCGGCUCCGGCGCAGCCGCAGAGCGCGUCGUACAUGAGCACGAACACGGAGGACGACGAUAUCUCCGGAUUCAUGCGCGACAAUGAGGCGGCGGCGCGGAGGCCGCUAGGCGGCCAUCGGCGGCAGGAGUCGCCACUCAGCGGGCGGGGGAACGUCGGUCCGAGCACGAACCACGACCGGGACGCGACGCAGCAGGGAGCACAGGGCGGGCACAUGCUGAUGCGGAAGGAGGAGGUGGACGAGCGCCUGAAGGCGAUGAGCGAGGCGUUCAAUGCAAGCCUGGAAGGUCUCGGAGGCGGGAGGCGCCGGGGAAAGGAGAAGGAGAGGAGGGAGGAGACCAGCAGCGAGAGCUCGGCGGCGCCUUCGCCAUCGCGGGCGGACAAUACCGUCGCUCGGGGACGGGGAUUGACGAUGGGUGUGCCUGGUCAUAGGCUGCCGCUGCCACGCCGGGAUUCGGGCGGGAGCGGGAGUGGCCAGGCGAGCAUGCGGAGCGGCGUCAGCAUUGGGUCACAGGAGGUUAUUGGCAAGAUGGACCUCAGCGAGGGUCAGCGCAAACCUUGAGCCAAGAAUGUCAACUCCAAUAAGGGUUCAUUCCCGUCAACUAGAAGGAACGGCGAGCCUAGUCCGGUCAAACUGGACGGCUCCUCGCCGUCCACCAGGUGUCAUCUUACUAUACAUAUGCGGAUCUUCAGAAUUCUGAUUCGGAUCGUGCCCCUUUGACUCCCUCCUCCCUCCACCUACAUAUGUAGCAUGUUAUCUACUUAUCCUCAGUAUUUGCGGGCAUGCAACUCAUUAUUGUUGGUCUUGUGUAUACACCACUGUAGUCUAUGUACUGUACCAUGACCCGGACUUUCAAUACAUACAAAUCAUC
Messenger RNA from Punctularia strigosozonata HHB-11173 SS5, 2866 nucleotides. RefSeq lists its product as uncharacterized. The transcript has 4 exons. The coding region runs from base 226 to 2556 and encodes 776 amino acids. Lineage: Eukaryota; Fungi; Basidiomycota; Agaricomycetes; Corticiales; Punctulariaceae. The record is from RefSeq and is a predicted model, not a curated record. Gene Ontology annotation, biological process: autophagosome assembly; protein localization to phagophore assembly site; piecemeal microautophagy of the nucleus. Gene Ontology annotation, cellular component: extrinsic component of membrane; phagophore assembly site; cytosol.